Messenger RNA from Rotaria socialis, 420 nucleotides. Lineage: Eukaryota; Metazoa; Rotifera; Eurotatoria; Philodinida; Philodinidae. The record is from the annotation of a GenBank genome assembly.
AUGUCGGAUCAAGCAUCGUCUAGUGACACUUCUGGCUCGGCUGAACUUAAAGCUGGCCAUCCUCCAGCUACCAAAGUAGGUGGUAUGCGUGUUGGUGCACCUCGACCUCGACAUACAUCGAAUGGUGAAGACAAAAACGCUGCUGCCGAGACUACUGAAAGUGCUCAAGAAUCUUCAGGCGAUAAUGAAAAUGCUGAAGCAACUGCUGGCGAUACUGGUAAUGAUGAAUCGUCAAGCGCUGUUGCUAACCGAGCUGCUGGUGAAAUGGUUUCAGGCGUAUUUGUGCCAAUUGAAAAGGCCUUUCCAACCGAAGCUGUAAAACAUAUUCAUGAUAAACCAGGCACACACCCAAAGAAUGAAUUUCAUUCUCAUGCAAAACAUACGGACCAAAAAUUCAUCGUUCAACCACGAAAGCAAUAG